AUGUCGUCGCCCACGCCGGCGCCGGGCACGGCAGCGGCGCCACACGUCGUCGAGGACUGCCUCGGCUUCGUGCAGCUGCUCAGCGACGGCACGGUGAGGCGCUCCACGGACUACUCCAUGCUCCGUCCCACUGGCCGUGUUCCGUCGGACUCGGACCUGCCCGUGCGGUGGAAGGACGUGGUCUACGACGACACGCACGGCCUCCGGCUCCGCAUGUACCGGCCCACCAACGCCGGAGUCGGGAAGAAGAAGAAGCUGCCGGUGCUCGUCUACUUCCACGGCGGCGGCUUCUGCCUCUUCAGCUUCGAGGUGACCAGCUUCCACGCGGGCGCGCUCCGGCUCGCCACCGAGCUCCCGGCGCUCGUGCUCUCCGUGGACUACCGCCUCGCGCCGGAGCACCGCCUCCCCGCGGCGCUGGACGACGCCGAGUCCGUCUUCUCCUGGCUCCGCGCGCAGGCCACGCCGUCGUCCGCCGCCGCGGCGGGCGCGGACCCGUGGCUCGCCGAGUCGGCCGACUUCGCCCGGGUGUUCGUCAGCGGCGACUCGGCCGGCGGCAACAUCUCGCACCACGUCGCCGUGCGCCACGGCUCCGAAGGGGGGCUCGCCCUCGCCCCGCUCCGCCUCGCCGGGUGCGUGAUGCUCUGGCCCUACUUCGGCGGCGAGGAGCCGACGCCGUCCGAGGCGGCGUGCCCGGCCGACCAGGUCAUGGGCCCGGCGCUGUUCGACCAGUUGUGGCGCCUGGCGCUGCCGGCGGGCGCGAACAAGGACCACCCGUUCGCGAACCCGUUCGCGCAGGGGAGCAUCCCGCUGAGUGACCUCGGCGCGGCCUUCCCGCCGGUGCUCGUCGUGGAUCCCGACCAGGACCCGCUGCACGAGCGCGUGGUGGACUACGUCGCCAGGCUCAAGGCGGCCGGGAAGGCCGUCGAGCUCGUCGUGUUCGCGGGGCAGGGACAUGGGUUCUUCGUCACGGAGCCCUGCGGUGAGGCCUCCGACGAGCUGAUCCGGGUCAUUAGGCGAUUCGUGCACGGUGCUUAG
This is a messenger RNA of Miscanthus lutarioriparius, 1035 nucleotides long. The record is from the annotation of a GenBank genome assembly. NCBI's taxonomy places the organism in Eukaryota, Viridiplantae, Streptophyta, Magnoliopsida, Poales, Poaceae.